This is a messenger RNA of Botrytis cinerea B05.10, 1103 nucleotides long. RefSeq names its product Bcpac10 (gene Bcpac10). Gene Ontology annotation, molecular function: tubulin binding. The record is from RefSeq and is a predicted model, not a curated record. Gene Ontology annotation, cellular component: prefoldin complex; cytoplasm. The transcript is spliced from 5 exons. The coding region runs from base 345 to 788 and encodes 147 amino acids. Lineage: Eukaryota; Fungi; Ascomycota; Leotiomycetes; Helotiales; Sclerotiniaceae. Gene Ontology annotation, biological process: tubulin complex assembly; protein folding; microtubule-based process.
GAUAAUUUUGAAUAUCAUAAACAUUUUUGUUUCGCAGACGCCAAAUAUGGCGGAUACAGAUACUAAAAAAGAUGCUGCCCGCACAAAUGAGCGAGGCAUUCCAUAUGCACCAUUCGUGGAUCGAGUUGAGGAUUAUGUUACUACGAGAGCAGAUGUCGAACCAACGUUGAAGAGAUUCCAGGAGAUGAUUUCGUAGGUUGGAGCUCUAUUUCUGGAUAUCUUAUAUACAUAUGGAGGAGUGUUUGCUUUGGGGACUUGGACUUGGGAAAUUGAGGGAUCGGGGCAUGGGAUGAUUCGAGAAAUCAGAAGCUCAUAUUUUCGAAUUUUCUAGGAAAUAUCAGUUUAUGGAGGUAAACCAACAAAAGAGAGUCGCGGGGUUGAAAAUCAAUAUGCCGGAUAUUCAGAAGACGCUGGAUACUGUGAGGUUUCUGAAGACGAGAAAGGAGGGUGCAGAUCCUAUACAGGCUACGUUUGAGUUGAAUGACACUUUAUAUGCCAAAGCCAACAUUCCAGCUACGGAGGAGGUUUAUUUAUGGUUAGGGGCAAACGUUAUGUUAGCGUACCCAAUUGAUGAGGCAGAGGAAUUACUUUCGAACAGACUCGCGGCUGCGAAACAAAGCUUCGCGAAUUGUGAGGAGGAUCUGGAUUUCUUGAGAGAACAGAUUACGACUAUGGAGGUUGCUACAGCUAGGGUAUACAAUUGGGAUGUUACGAUGAAGAGAAAAGAGAAGAAUGAAUCGGAGGCUGCGGAGGAAAAGGAUGGGAAGGCAGGUAGUUCUAAUGGUUGAUAGAGUGUUUGGAGGAGAAAUAAUGAAACAUAAAGUUCUGGGAUGUUGAUGGGAGCUUUCUUCUGAUAUGAUGAUGAUGAUGCCGAUGAUAUUCAGGAGAACUCAAACCAAACUAUCUCUGGUUCAAAUACAAGGAAAAGAAAAACAAGAUCCUCGAGAUCUGAUGCCGAGAAGUGAAAGUCUUGAUAUCCUAUUGGUGUGUUGAUAUUUGUUCAAUAUAGAUCAUACCCAAGUUUUCUGGCACCGGAUAGAAACUUUGGUACAAUAGAUUCAAGUACAAUCCUCACGUAAUUUACCUACUCUUCUGGAAAUACA